AUGGAUGUAGUGGAUGUAGUGAAGAAGACCAGGAACACCUGGCUCCGUGCUCCCCCCUUCAACACCACCGUACUUCCUGCUUUGACCUAUGCUUCGGAAACCUGGGCAUUUCGCAAGCAGGAAGAAAACGCGGUGAGCGUCAUUGAACGCGCAAUUGAGAGAGUGAUGCUAGGAGUAUCCCGUUUCACGCAAGUGAGGGACGGGAUUCGAAGUUCUCUCCUACGUCAACGAUCGAAGAUUAGAGACGCCGCCGCGUUUGCCAAGGAAGGUAAAAUAAGGUGGGCCGGACACGUGAUGUGCUUUAACGACAACCGUUGGACCAGAGCCGUGAGCGACUGGGUUCCCCGCGAUAUUAAGCGCACUAAGGAAGACCGCCGACGCAAUGGUCAGAUUUCUUCACGAAGUCCUUCAAAGAAAAAUAUGAUGCUCUUCGUGUCCCACGCGAAAGGAGGAACCACUGGGCUACUCUGGCACGCAAUCGGGACAAAUGGAAGAAUUACUGGCGCCCGCUCGACCAGUUCGAAGAUCAACGGGAGUCAAGGUGAUCAAGGUGAUCAAGGUGAUGGUUGUAGAAAAUUGGUAUUGACUAAUUUGAUUUUAGCUAUACACUGA
Necator americanus (New World hookworm) is the source of this 612-nucleotide messenger RNA. RefSeq lists its product as uncharacterized. The record is from RefSeq and is a predicted model, not a curated record. Bases 1 to 612 code for a protein of 203 amino acids. Lineage: Eukaryota; Metazoa; Nematoda; Chromadorea; Rhabditida; Ancylostomatidae. The transcript has a single exon.